UUCUGCCCUCUUUACGCUACGCCAGUGCAGCAAAGGGUCGAAAGCACAGUGUGACCUGGUCGGGGCUCUUUCUAGCGUUUGUUAGUGACCGGUUGUAAAUCACCAGUGUCAGUGUUAGAAUAAAGCCAUUUCAGACAAGUGCAUUGGUUAGGCGGUGAGAAUCAGUCGCGCCAUGAACAGUUCCAUAUUCUCCUCCCCUCUCGAAGCCGCGUCCCCAACCCCCUUCGAAUCGAUAUCUCAAGCGUGUUAAUGCUCCAAGCAUCAUCAUCAUCAUGCGGUGGUCCUUGGUGUUAGCCUUCAGCGUGGCGUUCAGCUCCGGCUUCCUGCUCGACGGCUCCACCAACUCCUACUCCCAGUUCCGCAAGUGGGGCGGCGGCACCAACGGCACCCUCGAGUUCGAGUUCAAGACGGACCAGGCCAACGGCCUGCUGCUCUACACCGACGACGGCGGCACCUACGACUUCUUCGAGAUCAAGCUGGUGGAGGGCGCGCUCCGGCUGCGCUACAACCUGGGGGGCGGCGCGCAGAUCAUCACCGUGGGCCGCGACCUCAACGACGGCCACUGGCACAAGGUGCACGUGCAGCGGCACGAGGACAGGACCAUCCUCACGGUGGACAGCGUCUCGCAGAUGCGCACCUCCAGGGGCAAGGAGUUCAAUUUCGGGAGGUUUGCCACCAAUUCGGACGUUUUUGUCGGGGGGAUGCCCACGUGGUACAACACCAAGUUGACGCUGCUGGCGCUGCCGAGUGUUAUUUUCGAGCCGAGGUUUGUGGGGGCUAUCAGGAAUCUCAUCUAUCCCGAUGUGGAAGGGGGCGCUCCGAGGAGGCAGGAGACCAGGCCGAAGGAUCAUAGGUGUGACGGUGGCAUAAUUGCGGGAACUGAAGGUGUCUGUCUGCCACAGUCUAGGAUCCUCCGUGGCAACAGCAGCGACGCUUGCGAAAUUCGGGACCCUUGCCAACACGGCGGCAUCUGUAUUUCCACUGAUAGCGGUCCCAUCUGCGAGUGUCGCAAUCCCGACUACGAGGGGGAAUAUUGCGAAAAAGAUAAAGCCCCAUCGGAGGCGGUUUUCCGAGGUGGUGAGUUUUUAUCGUACGAUCUCAGUCAAACUGGGGGCGAACCCAUCGUCAGUGCUCAAGACUCCGUUACGUUUUAUUUCAAGACGCGACAACCCAACGGACUGUUGUUUUACACAGGCGACGGAACUGAUUAUCUCAACGUCGCGAUUAAAGAAGGUUGCCUUAGUCUCACCAUGGGCCUAUCGAACGGCAAACAAGAAAUGCAAAUAAAGCCGAAUAAAGUGCGUUUCGACGACAAUCAGUGGCACAAGGUCAGCGUCCAUCGGCGGAUACAAGAAAUCUCGGCCAUCACCAGCUUUUGUCGGCUCUCGGCUGUGGUGGACGGGGUCUACGCCGACCACUCCCACAUCGCUGGUAAGUUCACAAUGUUGUCGUCGAGUCGUGUCUAUGUGGGUGGAAGUAUCAACACUCGUGCGCUUCCCGGGGCCCGAGUUCACACCAACUUCGUCGGUUGUAUGCGAAAAGUAGAAUUUGUGGCGGAUACGUUACGGUUAAACCUUCUGGAGUUGGGUCGUUCCGGUAGCCACCUCAUCUCCGUGGCGGGCCAACUUGAUUACAAAUGUCCGGCAGGGGAGUCCCACGACCCCAUCACCUUCACCACACGGGAUUCGCACUUGAUAUUGCCACCUUGGAACGCUAAAAAAUCGGGCAACAUCUCGUUCAAAUUCCGCACAAACGAGGCGAACGGCUUGAUCCUGUUCAACGGCGGAGUUCGUCCUCCUCGAGUGGACUUAUUCGCGAUUGAAAUCUACAACGGGCACAUUUACGUGCACCUGGACCUGGGUUCGGGCCACUCGAAGCAGCGCGGCUCCAGACGGAGGAUCGACGACGGCUCCUGGCACGAAGUCACCUUCCGGCGGACCGCCCGAGACGCGCGAAUCACCGUCGACGGCUUCCACACCGAUUUCAAGACCAUUGAGGGUUCAACCAGUCUGGAGCUUGAUGGGAACAUGUACGUGGGCGGUUUAGGCCCGCCGUUCUCCGAGAUUCCCAUCCCGGCUGGAUUGUGGACUGCUGUCUUACAACAGGGAUUUGUGGGAUGUUUUAAGGACCUCGUUAUGAACAACGAGGCGGUUGACGUCGCCAGCUACGCCCGAGAGCAAGACUCCGGCUCGAUCCGCACCCUCUGCCACACUCAGCCCCAGCAAUGCCCCUCCCAGCCGUGCCUCAACGGCGGCGUCUGCACCGAGGGUUGGAACCGCUUCGUCUGCGACUGCACCAACACCAUGUUCACGGGCCCCACCUGCGGCAAGGAGGCCGCCACGUUGAGCUUCAACGGCACCCAGCACAUGGAAGUGACCAUGGACUCGGAGAUGACCACCCAAACCGAAGACAUAAUCCUCCGCUUCCGCACCAGCAAGCCCCUCGGCUUGCUCCUCAUCACCAGCACCGUCGAGACCGGCGACCGGAUCGAACUCGCCGUGGCUGCAGGUCGCAUCCGAAUGGCUCUGCGGCUCGGAGUCAAGGAGAAGAAGCAGGAGGACAGGGAAAAGGACAAAAUACUCCUGGCCGGGCAGAACGUCAACGAUAACGAGUGGCACACGGUGAGGUUUUCGAGACGUGGCGCAAACCUGAAGCUGCAGCUGGAUGGGCAAAGCCCGAUCCGGGCCGAGACCCAGGGGAAGUACAACAGUCUCCAGUGGCGCACGGUGCACUUGGGCGGGCUGUACCACCUGGAGGAGGAGAUUAGCAUGACGACGACGGUGCCCAACUUUAUCGGGGAAAUCCAGCAGUUUUAUUUCAAUAAUAUCCCGUAUAUUGAGCUGGCGCGGGCCUUGAGCAGCGAACAGACCAUUUCCGGGUUUCCCAAAAUUAAAGUGGCGGCGAAGUUCGUCAAGCACGCCACUGAUAAUUUACACAGACCGGUCACUUUCCGCUCUAAACACACCUUCAUUGGGCUGCCAAUGCUCAGAGCCUACUCCAGCAUCCACAUCGAUUUUAUGUUCAAGACGCGGGAAGCCAACGGUUUGAUUAUGUUUAACGGCGGGAGGAAAGAAGAUUUUGUUGCAGUUGAGCUAGUCGAUGGUCAUAUCAAUUAUAUAGUCAAUGUGGGUGAUGGUACAGUGACUUUACGGGACACUGUCAGGUCGCAUUUGAACGACAACCGCUGGCAUACCGUUGGUAUAAGGCGGCCGUCGGUCAAACAGCACACUUUGAUGGUGGAUGAUGAUAUCGUGAUAGCGACCAAUCAUGGGACUGGGAAUUUGGAGCUGGAUGGGAUUUUGUACCUUGGUGGGGUUCACAAGGAUUUGUACGCGCAGUUGCCGCAAGAGGACGUUAAGUCGCGGCAUGGGUUUGAGGGUUGCAUCGCUGGGUUGGAUCUGAAUGGGGAGUCCCCGAAUAUUAUGGAGGAUGCAGUGGUGCACAGCUCGCUGGUAACGCCAGGCUGUGAGAGCCAGUCGGCGAAAUGUAGCCAUAAUGUGUGUGCGAAUGGGGGGAUUUGUGUCCAGCAGUGGCACUCGUAUACGUGCGAUUGUGAUAUGACUUCGUUCACGGGACCUACUUGCUCAGAUGAGUCGGUUUCUUAUGAAUUCGGGCCUAACAGAGGCAUAAUCACUUACACAUUCCCUGAGGAUAACAGACCCGAAAUGCAAGAAGAUACAAUCGCGUUGGGUUUUAUCACAACGAAAGCUGAUGCCGUUUUAUUGAGGAUCGUCAGUGGGACGUCUAAUGAUUACAUCGAAAUGGAAAUUGUGGAAGGAAACAUUUUUGUUGUUUAUAACUUAGGCUCAAACGAUCAUCCCUUAGGCGAAAUCUCGUUGAAAGUCAACGACAAUGCAUAUCAUGUAGUGCGAUUUCAUAGACAAGGUUACAAUUCCUCGCUCCAGAUUGACGAUUACAACGUGCAAACGAGUCACCCUUCAGGCCACCAGUUGCAAGUUUUCAACAGCCAAUCCCAAAUCCAGAUUGGUGGCAAAUGGAGCAAAGGCAAAUCACGGAUCGAGCGCCCUUUCACCGGAAUCAUCUCCGGAGUGGUCGUUAACCGCCUGCGAGUCCUAGACUUAGCGGCCGAAAAAGACAUCCAUGCAUCGCUGCGUGGCGACGUCCAGUUGAUUUCGGGGAUUUUGGACCGCCACGACCACUUGCAAAAAAUGCAACAAACUCCGGCGUCCGGAUUUCCGGGGGUGGAGGACGACCUGGUGUUCAGCGGCGCCGGUUCCGGGUGCAACGGCGACGAUGAGGAUGAGUGUCCGCCGUUACCGGAAACGGGGUCCGGGGACGAUGAUUUGAUAACUCCGGUCUACAACCCGUUGACUAAACCGACCCCGACUACGAAAAAGCCGCACAAAGCGGCACAAGAAGGCGGGAAACCGUGCGAUGAUGAGGACUGUUUUACCGGAUCGGGGUCCGGGGAGGUCACCGAGGAGACGGCAAUCACGUCACACACACCAGAUGUGAGUGUGACAACCCCCGACAACACCAGCGUGAAAACCUCCGACGCUUCAACCCCAACAUCCCAAACUCCCGGUUCGUCAAUCCCCACCUCAUCCAGUGAAAAAACCACGGAAUAUUCAUCAACAACGCCCCAAGUCACCACUUUGGCCGAGACCACGCUCCUGGUGACAACCGAAGAGUUCCCUCGAACAUCAACCGAGAAAAUCACCUACAUCUACCGCCCUCCCCCCGACGACAAAAUCUUCAACACGAAGACCAAAUACAAGCCGACUGAACGCAUCACGACCAAAACCUCGGACACUGUGGCCCUCAUAAUCGGCAUAAUCGCCGCCGCGCUGAUCGCCGUCAUCCUCAUAAUCCUGGUGAUCUUGAAGUUCAAGCCGCGGAACGACGGCGCCUUCAAGGUGGAGGACAAGGGCUACCAGCAGGGGCCGCUGCUGGGCCCCAGCACCACCAACGGCCACCAGACGCAGUACCAACUCAACGGUGCUUUGCGGAAUGGUGACAAGAACCAGAUGCAAAAAAAGAAACGCGACAGUAAAGACAUUAAAGAAUGGUAUGUGUAAGUGUUUUUUUUUCGUUCGUUCGAUUGUGACUCCGAGCCAUUUGUGAUGAUGAGUGACUGAAACAACUAACAAAGUGAUAUCUUCAUACUCUCUUCGGUUGUCUUAUACUUACCAGUGUUGAAGCUCUACAAUGAUGGUCAGUGUUAUCAAAUAUGCUCAUUGUUGCAUAAGAUUUUCCUAAGGCUCUAUGCAAUGCACGGACAAAGCAGGCACGGAUUUUUUUAGUUGUUGACAAUAAGAAACAAAAAUAAUAACGAGACCCGAAUCAGUUAACGCAAUACAUUUUUAGUAGGGGAGUGCUAGUACAGUCAAUUAGUCAAUUAAUUAAAGGGGGCGUUUAAUUAAAAAAACAUGACAAGGCAAAAAAUUCAAUCGAUUUUUUUUAAAAGCAAUGUUAUUUUAUUACAAAGUGUUCAGAAACGGUUGUCCAUCAAGUUGACUAUGAAAUUCAAGGUCAAUGUAGUUUAUCUGUCAAAUCUUUUAAUUUGUUUUUUACUCAAUUUAUUGCUUUGUGUUUGUGUUUUAAAUUUUGUGUAUUUUUUGUUUUUGGAUUCGAAGUCUUUCUGCACUAUUUUGGCGGAUCUGUCACUGUUUAAAUUAAGCGGCACAUUACGUUCAAAUGUCAUAGGCGACUUGAUGAACAACCAUUAAUGAACACAUGGUACUUAUCAGGAGGAAUUAGGUCUUGAAUACUUGUAAAGUUAUUUUUAUUCUAAAUAAUAUACAAGGUGAAAAAAGUUACAAAACUUAUACUUUUGUUAUUAGUCAUUUUACAAAAAAAUCUCAAACAGAUCUAUUUAUUUUUUUUAUAUUUUUGUCAUCAUAGUGACAUUUAUGAAGUCAUUCGGUUUUGAGCUGUGAGGUAUGUUAUUAUUAUUUUUUUUUAAUGACAAUUGACAUUUUUUCACUGUUUUAGAGAGCACACAUCUUUAUCGUUUAGGUAAUAAAUAAAAAUAAUUAAAUUAAAAAUUUAAAAAUAAAUUUUAUAAUGGAAAUAAUAUUUUUACUUAAAUAUUACAGAUUUUAUCUUUUUUUUUUGACUUGAUUUAUAACCGGCGAAUGUUUUUUUUGUAUUUUUUUUGUAAAAUUAGCAUGUUAACACUUAAUAUGACACCUAAACACAUAAAAAUAAACCACCAUUCUUUUAAAAUAAAAUAAAAACGAAAAAAUAAAGCUCUUUGUUUAAUAAUACUUUUAAUAACUUUGAUAAGUUUUUAUUUUAUUUUGUAUUUUUUUUUAAUUUUUUUGAUUUAUUUUUUAAUAUAUACGUAACAAAAAUAAAAUGUGGGCUAUUUAAAUCACUAUAAAAAAUGUCAGUUGUCAUUUAAAAAAAUUAAUUACCACAUCAUUACUCAAAAACGUAUGACCUUAGAAAUGUUGUAUGUAAAAAAAUAAAAUCGAUCUGUUCAAGGAUUUUUUUUUAAAUAACUAAUAACAAAGAUAUAAAUUUUCUGUUACUUUUGCUUCAGUCUGUACACUUUAUAUUUUUUGUCAGCUUUUUUUCUGAUUUUUUUUACUAUUCCUUAUAAUGGAAAUUAAUUAUUUAAUUAAUUAAUUACCACCACAUAGCUGCAAAAAUUGUUAUUUUUUGUGUCAUCUGGAAAUAGGUAACAUUUCGAUGUUGCAUUGUGCAAAAAAAUCAGUAAAAAAAAUUCGCUUUAAAAAUAAUUAUUUAUUAUAAAUUAACAAAUAAACGUAAUUUUUUUUCUCUAAAUGUUAUUUACGCAACAUUAUUGUUUUAGAAUAGCACUAGAAACAAUAAACUUUCGAUUAAUUAAUAUUUUAAUAUUUUUUAUUUUCUUGGUUUUAAUAUUCUUAAUUAAUUAAUUUUAAUUAUAAGAAAUGGUUGAAAAAUUCUGAAAAAAAUCACGCGUGUGGAGAAAAAUAUAAAGUAUUUAACAGCAAACGCUGACUUUAGUACGACUAUUAGUUAUUGAGGUAUAGAAAAAGUAGCUGAUUAACUUUGUAUAAUAUUUUUUUUAACAAGUACCUAAAUUGCAAGAACAAAACUGGAAAUUAGGAAAUAAUUUAAUAAAAAUUACCGCUUUAAUAAACCUUAUGGAGGGUGGCGUUCUAGUUAUAGUUCCUUAAAAAAUAAGAAGAAAAUUGCUAGUAAAUUUUUAGAGAAAUGAAUAAUUGUACUUAUCUUUACAAUAAAUUUUAAUCAACGAUUUCGCUGAAGUGUUUAAUUUUUGUAUUUUGUGUAACACUAAAACUUAACCAUUUUAAUUAAACGUGUCCAUUGGCGGUGAAGAGGGCAAAACCAGCGCGAAAGGAUCAAGAGACUGCAUUUGAAACAAAUAAUAUCAUAUCAUAUCAAUCGAAACGUAGUUCAUUGAGCAUUUAGACGUAGAACCUCACCUAAAGUGCUGUUACACCGACUUUUUCCACAUUUAGUUGAUCCGUGCCUGUUUUAUGAUUGUAUAGAAACCCAUAUUUCUAGAAAACCAUCAUUGGCAUUACUUACCUACACUAUAACAUGCCUAUAAAUCCUUUACAGUGACACUUGUAAUUAAAUAGCAAUACAGAGAUUUAAUAGAUUAUGCGUUUAAACAUUUUCAUUAUAAGAUUAGUUAUUUGUUGUGUAUAAAAAGAAUUGUAAGUAGUUACGAUAGCAUUUUGUAUUAUACUUUAUGAUUUUGUUAGAGCUAUAAUAAAAUGGCGUAUAUUUGGAUGUUAAA
Messenger RNA from Tribolium castaneum (red flour beetle), 7720 nucleotides. It is a transcript of the gene Nrx-1, whose product is annotated as Neurexin 1. The transcript is spliced from 17 exons. Bases 273 to 5039 code for a protein of 1588 amino acids. The record is from RefSeq and is a predicted model, not a curated record. Lineage: Eukaryota; Metazoa; Arthropoda; Insecta; Coleoptera; Tenebrionidae.